Messenger RNA from Alosa alosa (allis shad), 1876 nucleotides. RefSeq names its product WD repeat containing, antisense to TP73 (gene wrap73). Gene Ontology annotation, cellular component: mitotic spindle; microtubule organizing center; MWP complex. The transcript has 13 exons. Bases 111 to 1457 code for a protein of 448 amino acids. Gene Ontology annotation, biological process: microtubule anchoring at mitotic spindle pole body; protein localization to mitotic spindle pole body; mitotic sister chromatid segregation. Lineage: Eukaryota; Metazoa; Chordata; Actinopteri; Clupeiformes; Clupeidae. The record is from RefSeq and is a predicted model, not a curated record. Gene Ontology annotation, molecular function: protein binding.
CUAAGAAAGUAGUUCUAUCCCUGGAUGUUUCGAAUCCGUUCAAUUUGCCUCCUGAUGAUCUAACCUGUGUAAGAAAUCCUCAUAACACCGGCCUGGUGAGCUUUUCGACCAUGAAUUUCUCGGAGGUGUUCAAGCAGACCAACCAACUAUGCCGCGUCUCUCCCGAUGGCAAAUACUUGGCGACCUGCGUGCAGUAUCGACUGGUCAUCAGGGACGUCAACACCCUACAGAUCCUGCAGCUGUACACCUGCCUAGACCAGGUGGUUCACAUGGAGUGGUCCUCCGACUCCCUCUUCAUCCUCUGUGCCAUGUACAAGCGAGGACUCGUCCAGGUGUGGUCUCUGGAGCAGCCGGACUGGCACUGUAAGAUUGACGAGGGCUCUAUCGGUCUGCUGUCCUCGCGCUGGAGCCCCGACGGUCGCCACAUCCUCAACACCACCGAGUUCCACCUGCGGGUCACAGUCUGGUCCCUGUGCAACAAAUCAGUGUCCUACAUCAAGUAUCCCAAAGCCUGUCAGAAAGGGAUGGACUUCAGCACAGACGGACGCUAUAUGGCCUUAGCCGAGCGGAGAGACUGCAAAGACUUCAUCAGUGUGUUCGUCUGCAAUGACUGGCAUCUCCUGAGGCACUUUGAAACCGAGACUCAGGACCUGGCUGGGGUGGAGUGGUCUCCAAACGGUUGUGUGCUGGCAGUAUGGGACACCUGCUUGGAGUAUAAAGUGCUGCUGUACUCUCUGGACGGGCGUCUCUUGUCCACCUACAGUGCCUACGAGUGGUCUCUGGGCAUCAAAUCCAUCGCUUGGAGCCCCAGUAGCCAGUUCCUGGCCAUCGGCAGCUAUGAUGAGAAGGUCCGGAUCCUAAAUCACAUUACUUGGAAGAAGGUUGUUGAGUUUGAGCAUCCAGCCACCAUCAACAACACUAAAGCGGUGGUAUAUCGUGAGGUGGAGAAGCGGCCGACUAUACCCUCCGAUGACCUGUCCCUGCAGCAGAUUAGUAUGGGCAACAGCGUCUUCAACUCCCAGAGCAAAUAUGAGAUCUGCCAGCUGCCAGUCCAGGUGCCCACCGUCCAGCCCGACACCGACCGAGCCAACCCCAAAGUGGGCAUCUCGUCUCUGGCCUUCUCUGCCGACAACCGCUACCUUGCCACCAAGAACGAUAACAUGCCUACCUGUGUGUGGGUGUGGGAUAUGCAGCGUGUGGGGCUGCAGGCGGUACUGGAGCAGGCGUCAGUGGUGCGCUGCUUUGUCUGGGACCCCCGGCGCCCCCGCCUGGCCAUGUGCACCGCCAACAACAAACUCUACAUGUGGUCCCCCGCGGGUUGUGUGUCCGUCAGGGUACCUGUGGAAGGCUGUUUCCAGGUGCUGUCCUUGCUGUGGCACUGCAGUGGAGACUCCCUGAUUCUGAUUGGGAAGGAUCAGCUGUGUCUAUGCUACAUGGAGACAGAGCAGCAGUCCUGAGUGGAAUCAACACUCCUCUAGCCAUUUCUCUCUCUCUUCAUUCUGUUUUUUUUCUCUUUCACUGGUGGGGAUGCUGCUGUUUUGGACUGCAGUAGCCACCACCCCCAACCCUCAGUUCAGAACACGGCACCAUUGGUUCUGUGUUCCAAAGAGACCUAGCACUUGUCUGAUUCCGACUACUGGAAUCUUCUUGAACAUUCCAGUGACUUCCAAAUAAGCUCCUUCUAGAACAUUUCAGUGGAAAGCACGGUAGGACUGUUGUUCUAUGAUAGCGUCUGUCCAAAUUUUGUAUCUAUUUAUUUUUGUGUAUUUAAGAGACCUCUUUGAUCAUGUUUUAUAGUUUCAUAUGAUGAUCCUUUGUAAAUGAGUGCAACAAUUUUGUAGAAAAGUUAUUUUUGAAUAAAAUUUGUAGUUUAUAA